Messenger RNA from Colletotrichum aenigma, 243 nucleotides. RefSeq names its product FAD-dependent monooxygenase ctvC (gene ctvC). The record is from RefSeq and is a predicted model, not a curated record. Bases 1 to 243 code for a protein of 80 amino acids. Lineage: Eukaryota; Fungi; Ascomycota; Sordariomycetes; Glomerellales; Glomerellaceae. The transcript has 2 exons.
AUGCUACUGCAGAUUCUGUACGAAAACUUGAAGCAGAAGGACAAAGUACUCGCCAACAAGCGCGUCGUUCAUGUGGAAACCAGAUCUACUGGAUUUGUGGUGAAAACGGAAGAUGGAUCGACAUAUGCUGGCGAUAUCUUGGUAGGCGGCGAUGGAGUUCACACUAAGGUACGACAAGAGAUGUGGCGGAUAGCCAGUGUCUCUGAUCCGAACGCACUUCCUCCCGAGGAGAGAUCAACAUGA